Molecule: messenger RNA, 1052 nt
Organism: Moneuplotes crassus
Lineage: Eukaryota; Ciliophora; Spirotrichea; Euplotida; Euplotidae
Source: the annotation of a GenBank genome assembly
UUUUAGAGAAUAAUAGAAAUCCCAUGAGAAUGGUGGAUGAAUUUGCUACCCUAAAUAAGCGUAUAACCAUGAGCCCUCCCAGACUGCUUAUCUUGGCUCUUUGCUUAAUAACUGCCUUUUCAAUGCAUGAGGUUCCCACCAACAAGGAGUGCGUCCAAUGAGUUUCACAAGGAUUCACAGUGUGCAGUCCAUGGAGAGAACACACGGUGGCCAAGUGAUGAGAGCAGGAAGACUACGAUGAAAACUGAGUCAUGAGGAAAUCUAAUGUCUGUAGUGACUAUCCCGGACUUGUCGAACUUGGCUUUGAAGCACAGUUGAUGAAGUGUGGAGCCCACCAUCAAUGAGGACCUAGCAAUUUUACAGUAGGAAAUCAAGAAGCAAUCACAAUAUCUUCUGCAGGAGUUUCACGCUACCACAGCUGUAUCCUAAAAAUUAAAAAAGAGGAUAGGGAUGACGUCAAACUUCAAUUUUCAAACAUAGAACUAACAAAUUCUCAAAUGACUAUUAUAAAAGAGCUGCAUAACCUAAAAUACGAAGAUAUGGGCGAACUAAGUGACACUAAAAAUAUUUUCAUAAAUGGAACAGAUUUUGAUAUUAGCGAUGAUGACUUUGUAAGUCUUUGGCUUGUAAUCCAUUCAACUUAUCUGGAAUCAAAUGGAUUCUACAGCUACUCAUUCGACGUAAAAACCACCCAAGAUAAUCCUGGUGCUACAUUCAAUUACACGUUGCUUAUCCCUAUAGUCGUGGCAGGACUCUUCAUCAUCAGCUUAAUUAUUGGUUCAAUCUGGUACAUCAAAAAGCGCUCUCACUCGCUCUACUCCAGUAUUCAAACACCUAACUAUCUCAAAAUCGACGACGAUCUUUCCGAAGAUAUCAGAGCUGACCAGUCCACCUCCUCCCUCGACCAAGACCACCCAUGUCCAAAGUCCAAAGAUCCUAAACUCUUCAAGUCAGAAAUCUCUGGUACCACUCACGGUCACACAAUCCUGACUUCAAACGACGACCACCUCUAAGCUACUAAAGUUAUUCUUAAAAUAAUAGCUGGUCAGUCA